Messenger RNA from Moesziomyces aphidis, 327 nucleotides. NCBI's taxonomy places the organism in Eukaryota, Fungi, Basidiomycota, Ustilaginomycetes, Ustilaginales, Ustilaginaceae. The record is from the annotation of a GenBank genome assembly.
AUGGCCUCUGGAUUCAGCUUCAAGGGCGGUAGGCCGCGCUGCUUUGCGUUCUGGCAGGAGUUCCAAAAGUGCUACGUGCAGGCGGAUACGCCGUCGGACUGCAUCGGCGCCAAGGAGGACUACCUCGAGUGUCUGCACCAUACCAAGGAGAUCGCGCGCGCAAAGGAGAUCAAGGAUACCUGGAUCGCACGCCAGGCAAAGGACGCACACGCCGCACGCGAAAAGGGCGAGGUCCGUGCCACCUCCUCCAUCAUGGACCUCGGCCUCAUAAACGACACCAAGAACGACAAGAACGACGCGGCCUCCUCGGGCUCCGAAUCGUCCUAG